Daldinia caldariorum is the source of this 4960-nucleotide messenger RNA. Its product is annotated as RNB-domain-containing protein. NCBI's taxonomy places the organism in Eukaryota, Fungi, Ascomycota, Sordariomycetes, Xylariales, Hypoxylaceae. The transcript is spliced from 4 exons. Gene Ontology annotation, cellular component: exosome (RNase complex); P-body. Bases 541 to 4596 code for a protein of 1351 amino acids. Gene Ontology annotation, biological process: mRNA catabolic process. Gene Ontology annotation, molecular function: 3'-5'-RNA exonuclease activity; RNA binding. The record is from RefSeq and is a predicted model, not a curated record.
AGCCUGGCCCCGCCAAGACCUGCUGCCCCAUUUUGCCCGUCUUCGCUUUUAGUCCUGACCUCACAUCCUCUUCCCCAUAUCCUAGGUGGCCAUUGGGGUGAUCUUCCCAGAAACUCCAAAAGCUUCCCAACUUCCAACUCCAUCCAUCACCAAUCUUCGUCCUUGUCUCUCUCCCUUAUCUUUGCACCACUUCAUCUACCCUCUCUCAACACAUCUUCACAUUCCUUCUCUAUGGGAUUUUUAAACACACAGCACCACUGCAGCCUUGUUCAAUCCUCUCAUUUACCCUCCUUUUGUUAGUCGCAAAAGUCCACGCAAUCACCACUAGAGAACGUAACCCGCUAUCAAGUUUUUUUUUUUUUUUUUUUGACAAUUAUCGACCAGCUCGAGCAACUUUCAAGUAUCUCAAGCUUCAAAUCAUUCAACCAGCACUGGCCCUCGCCUCAAUCAUCACCUAAGCAAUCUUAAGCCAUUCUAAACAGCAUUGUUCGCACUCGACGUGCAACUUGGCCAAAUUCACACUUCCCAACGUAGCCCGACAUGGAGCAGCAACAGCCUGCUCCCCAGGCUGGGGGUGUUCCCGGCCCUACUGGCCGUCGCCUUCAUAUCGCCCAUCGCAGGAGUCCUUCUGAGCUUACCCCGCUGAUGAGCAUGUUCGCAACUCCUGGGAUGGAGCAACUUGCUAUUCAGCAGCAGAUCGAACUGUUGCAGCAGCAGCAGCAACAGAUACAAGCCACGCAACAACAAUACAUAAAUAUGGGAAUGAUGCCGCCGGGUCAGCUAGGUCCCGGCGGUUCUUUCAACCCUUUGCAACCACCUAUGUCUAAUAUGUCGCCGCAAACGGCUUUCCAGUUUUCCAACCAGCUUCCACAGCAGCAAAAUGUUCCCAUGGGACCACCGAGUCAACCCAUGUCGCAUCGUCGUAACCAAUCGGCCCUCCCCAAUAUGGGAAUGGGACCCCCUCCGGCUCCUUCGGCUGGAGCUUCUGGGUCCGCUUUUGGGCACUUUGAUAACUCGUCUGGUCAGCAGAAUCGGGAGAACGCACCUCGUGGAGGGCGAGGUGGCGGCUCCGGUCACCAGCGAAGACAUUCUUUAGCCCUCGCUGACGCUAAAAAAGCAGCUGAAAUUGCUCAGCAGAAACGAACCACUUCUGGCUUUCAGUUCCCAGCUGCGGCUCCCCCUGAAGGUUCCCCCGCUGAGGAAACCAAAUCCGUCACUGCGGAUACUCCCAUAGCCCAGGGCUCAUCCACUCGCGGCGGACGCGGCGGGCAUGGACGAAGCCAAAGCAUGGCUGUCAAUAGCCGAGGAGGAGCUCGAGGUGGGGGCUCUCUGCACGUCCCCGCCAACGAAACCGGCGAUUUUGGCCGUCGUGGUAGUGCUGGAGGCGGCCACGCAAGAACUUCAUCUCGCAACUUUGAGGGCAAUUGGCGUAAUCAGCAAGGUCAAAACCAGGGCCAGGAUCAGUCCAACCAGGGCCAACCAGGAUUUCAGCCUAGUCAUCGCUCGCGCGGCUCUAUCAGCCAGCAGUCUGUUUCGAGCAUUGGGGCUUUCCAGUAUCCCGGCCAACCUCAACUUAUGCAAAUGCCCGGUCAGAUGCCAAUGAUGCAGAUGUACCCUGGCCAGCAGCUUAAUCCCAUGCAGAUUAACCAACUCCAGGCGCUUCAAGCCGCACAGAUGAAUGGUCAGCAGUUUGUUGGUCUUCAGGGAAGCCAACAUGCGCCACAACUUGGUGGUCAACAAUCCCAACAACAACAGAGGAAGACCCUCUUCACCCCUUAUCUCCCCCAAGCUACUUUGCCAGCACUGCUUGGUGAUGGACAACUUGUUUCCGGCAUUCUCCGAGUAAACAAGAAAAAUCGUAGUGAUGCCUAUGUCUCUACUUCUGAUGGUCUUUUAGAUGCGGAUAUAUUUAUCUGCGGUAGCAAAGACCGUAACCGAGCUUUGGAAGGCGAUCUUGUUGCCGUUGAGCUCCUCGACGUAGAUGAAGUAUGGUCGCAGAAGAGAGAGAAGGAGGAAAAGAAGAAGAGAAAGGAUAUUACCGACACAAGGUCUGGUUCUACAAACGGUAAUGGACAGUCCAACGCCACCAACGGAGAAGAGGCUGCCAACGGCGAAGGAGGAAUUCGCCGACGUGGCAGUCUCCGACAGAGACCUACACAAAAGAAGAACGACGAUGUAGAAGUAGAAGGACAGAGCCUCCUUCUCGUCGAAGAGGAGGAGAUUAGUGACGAGUCGAAGCCCCUUUAUGCCGGGCACAUUGUAGCUGUUAUUGAACGUGUUGCUGGUCAGAUGUUUUCAGGUACACUCGGCCUACUUCGUCCUAGCAGUCAAGCGACCAAGGAGAAACAGGAGGCCGAACGGGCCGCCAGAGACGGCGGUCGGUCACACGACAAUCGCCAACAGGACAAGCCCAAGAUUGUCUGGUUCAAGCCUACUGAUAAGCGUGUCCCUCUGAUUGCUAUUCCUACCGAACAGGCACCGCGAGACUUCGUAGAGAAGCACCAGGAAUACGCAGACCGUAUCUUUGUUGCUUGCAUCAAGCGUUGGCCCAUCACCUCCCUGCAUCCCUUCGGUACACUCGUUGAGCAGCUCGGGAAAAUGGGUGAUCUCAAAGUUGAAACUGAUGCCCUUCUACGCGAUAACAACUUUUCGUCCGAUGAAUUUUCGGAAGCUGUCCUACGAAGUGUGGGUCUACAAGACUGGUCCAUCGCGAAAGAAGAUGACGCCUCCAUCGCAGCUCGACGGGACUUCCGUGACGAGAAGACAUUCACGCUUGACCUUGCUGGCACCGGAGAACUCGGCAAUGCCGUUCACAUCAAAACUGAGUCGGACGGGAAGAUCGAGAUUGGUAUCCAUGUACCUGAUGUCACUCAUUUCGUUAAGCCUAACUCACUUGUUGAUCGCGAAGCUAAAAAGCGCGGCACUGCUGUUCACCUCGUGAACCGGACCUGCGCCCUCCUUCCUCCUAGGAUCGCCUCAGAGCUUUGCACGCUGACUCCGGGUGAGGAUAGGCUCACCGUCAGUGUUGUCUUCCGUGUUAACCCUCGCAACGGUGUUGUCGAGGAAGGCGAUACUUGGGUUGGCAAGAGUAUUAUCAAGAGUGGUGCUACAUUGGCUCUAAAGGAACUAGAUGAUGCCCUUGCCAAUCAAGCUGGCUUUGCACACAAUGUUAUCCAGGCUAAGGAUGCACAAAUCCUCAACGCCGUUGCGCAGAAAUUCCGCGAAUCGCGCUUGGGAUCCGAGGGAGAGCCCAUGGCCCCUCUUCGAUUACUUCAUCAACUCGAUGAUGAAAACAUACCUAUUCAACACAAUAUCUUCGACUCUACACCGGGUACCGAGCUAGUCGAAGAGCUUUUACACAAGGUUAAUGCGGCUGUUGCUCAGAAGCUUGCCCAAGGCCUACCCGAGAAGGCUUUGCUCCGGCGUCAAACCCCACCCAAUGCCCGACGCUUACAGACGUUUGUUGAACGCAUGCGGGCACUAGGAUACGAUAUCGAUACUACUAGCAGUGGUACCUUACAGAACAGCCUUUUCAAAGUUGAUGACUCUGAUAUUCGCAAGGGUAUGGAAACAUUACUGCUUAAGAGCAUGCAUCAUGCCAAAUACUUCAUCGCUGGCAAGGUCAACAAGCAGCUUUGGCCCCAUUAUGCUCUAAACUUACCUCUUUACACUCAUUUUACAGCACCUACAAGACGUUACGCCGACAUCAUUGUCCAUCGUCAGCUUGAAGCUGUCCUCUCGGAAGGCAAGGUUGAAUAUAAUGAUGAUAUCGAAAACCUGGUGAAGACGAUUGAAUCUUGUAACACCAAGAAGGAAUCGGCCCAGAAUGCUCAAGAGCAAAGCAUCCAUAUCGAGUCCUGCAGAAUUAUGGAUAAGAAACGCCAAGAGGUUAACGGCGACCUUAUCAGUGAAGGCAUUGUCAUCUGUGUUUACGAAUCUGCCUUUGAUGUUCUAAUUCCCGAAUGGGGCUUUGAGAAGCGUGUACACUGUGAUCAGUUACCGCUUAAGAAAGCCGAGUUCAGAAAGGAGAAGAGGAUUCUAGAGCUUUACUGGGAGAAGGGUGUCCCCAGUUCGGCAUACGUACCAGAGGACGAGCGUCCCAAGGCAGGUGCGUCGCAGCGCAUGUCCAAUGCGAUAGCAGCUGCUAGGCAGGCAGAAGAGGCCGAGAGGGCCAAGAAGGAGCGAGAGGAAGCAGCUCGAAAGCAGACCGAGACAGGCACUAUGUCUACAGAUGACGUCGAUGCUUUGUUCGACGAUGACGACGAUAAUGCCUCUGAUAUCACCGAGGCUAUGGCCGGUGCCUCAUUGGCUGAACGUCCGACUCAGAGCGUUCCGGGCUCACCAACUCGGUCCUCGUCGAACCCUGGUGUGCUUCACCGAACUAGGUCCGAUUCGAAGGUGCCCAUGGCAGAAGCCGUGGAGACCCGUCUGACCAACAAGGAGAAAUACCUCAAAUUAUUUACCUUGAGGGAAGAAGGCGGCGAAUACAUCCAAGAUGUAACGGAGAUGACUAGAGUACCUGUGAUCCUUAAGACGGAUCUCAGCAAGAGCCCACCGUGCUUGACGAUACGCUCGCUCAACCCGUAUGCUCUUUAAGUCCUCCUGAUGACGAUGUGCUUUACUUGACGUGUAUGAUUGGACGGGGCAAUGGACUUGGGGAGCCUCGAAGUGAUUGGUCUCUUGCUUUAGUGAUGCAGAGCGAAGUAGUUAAGAAGCGAAUAGGGUAGAUUGUAAGGCCGCGGUAGCGGCCGGACCCGAGAAGUACAGCUCUUAAAGUGUCGAUAAAAGUGUUUCAUGAGGCGGAUAGAACUAUGAAGCUGCCGCAGUCAACAGAAAUAUACGAGAUCGUACUAUUCAUAAUAUCAAUUACGCGUUGCGGAAUGCCUAAUAAUAAGUGAAGCGCACAUGGUUGGCCACGUAAUUACACACACCAUAGCAAUAAGCACUUUUUCUUUGUCAG